Sitodiplosis mosellana (orange wheat blossom midge) is the source of this 4038-nucleotide messenger RNA. Its product is annotated as trophozoite cysteine proteinase-like. The transcript is spliced from 6 exons. NCBI's taxonomy places the organism in Eukaryota, Metazoa, Arthropoda, Insecta, Diptera, Cecidomyiidae. The coding region runs from base 2216 to 3928 and encodes 570 amino acids. Gene Ontology annotation, cellular component: lysosome. The record is from RefSeq and is a predicted model, not a curated record. Gene Ontology annotation, molecular function: cysteine-type endopeptidase activity; protein binding.
AAAGAAGUGCAUUGAAUGGUGGAAAAUCAUUCAGAUGUUGGUUGCGCACAAAAUCACAUCGCAGCCAUAUUUUUUGGUGUGUAGUGUAGUAGAAAUAUUACAACGAAAUUAGAGCAAAUAAGAGCAAAAAUAAGUUCUCGGUAUAAUAAUAAGAAACGAAACAUUUUACGGUGAAAAAGUUUGGCAUAUAAGGAAAAUCGAUGAAAAUUGUGUACUGGUCGCAGUAGUCGAUGACGCGAGGCUUGAAUAGAUUUAGAAACAAAACAAAUGGCAUAAGAAGCAGAAAGAGAAAAGAAAAAAAACCUACGCAUGACUGUGUGCGCUGCAAGGGAUCCAGAACUUGUAUUGGUUUGGAAAUAGAAAGAAAAACCAUGAAAACGAAAGUUUUUUUCUAACCCGGAGAAAUUGUGUUUUAAAUGACUUUGAUAAUAGUGUUGUUGUUUUUCAAAUCACUUUGUUUGUACCUACAAAACAUUGUUUUAUUUUGCUACGACAAGUUUUUGAAUCCACGACAAAAGUACUAUACGGGUGGUGGUGGUGGUUCAUCCUCGACGACGGCGACAUCGGGUAGUUCUUAUCAUCAGCGACAACGUUCGAGCCACUCAUCGAGUGCAUUGAAUAAGGCACGUGCAAAUGAACGGGAGGAAUUGCUGGAAAAGAUUCGAUCACGAAAACGAGCUGCCAAAUUGCGAACAUAGUACGCAAUAUUUGCACUAGUUCAUUCGAAAUACGAAAUCAAUUGAAGUGGAAAAACUUGUACAAAUCAACGAUUCCAAUUAAAAUCUCAUAAAAAAAUGUUCGGUUGCUAUGAUACAAAGAAUUUGAAGCCCAUUCAACUGAGAUAGCAUCAUCGAAGCAGCAAAAACACAGUACAAUAUUGUUGCCAACUGAAAAUUUUCUCCUUCCAAACAAAAGUGAAAAGAAAAACAGUUCUUUGCCAAAUGAAAAUAACAUAGAAUCAUUGUGAACACAUCAGUCACCAGUGCGAAACAGAAAAGAAAUCCAAAGAAAAUUCAUUUUAUUAAAUCAACCGCGGGCAUAGAAGACAUAGUUGAAUUAUUAUUAUUUUUUUCGAAGCGCAAAACUCGAUGGGGUGCACUUUGUAAUCGAAUAUAUGCUGAUACACAUCCACAGUACAGUGCAUAGUGUAGUACAUUUGUUUGAUUGUGUCGCUUUAUCGCAACCGAAUCAACGUCAUGUGUACAACGACAACGACGACGACGUAAUCACGCACAAACAUUACGGAACAUUUUUUUUCAUUCUAGUUUCAGCUGUGUGUGAUUAGAAUCGGGCCCCGGGUUUUUGAUGGUGUGCGUGUGCUGCUGUGUGCGUCUAUUGUCGGUGUAUAAGUGUUUGUUGUGAAUGCGAUUUCUUCAGCUAUUCGAAUACCAGAGUUCGGCGACCCUUUUAUUACACGCUAAGCAUAUCAAGCAGUUGCUACACAUGAUUUUACUCAAAAAGGAAUUUACUUCAUAUUUUCGGUCUCGUCGUCGGCAAUAGAAUAAUAUAUACAUAUAUUGUGGGUGAUCGAAUUGAGAAGCAACCCCAAUCGAUUUUCUUUCUACACCACUCCUUGGUAGUAGCGGUGUGUAUGUGCGUGUGUGUGCGACUGUGCGUAUAUACUGUACACACAAUUUCGUGAAGCGGAUUCACUUGUACCAUUUUUUUGUGUUCUGUUGGCAAAUUUUGGUAACAGCAAUCUGGCAAUGGCAUAAAUCAAAUGUUUCAAUGCAAUAAAAAGAGACAUCGGAGGAACAUCAAACGGGCAUAACAGUGGGGAUACACAUACGGAAGCAUUUGCACAAAGACCUUUUGCUUUUGUCAAUAUCUAUACGAAACGAAUCCGAAAAUUAAACAGUUUACGGGCCAAGGCGAUUUAAUGGUAUUGAAUUACCGGGUGAGCAACAAUCGCAGAAAAUGAGCACGUUUGUGGGUCAGUGCAGUGAAUGACCCGAUAUUGGAUAUUCUGUGAUUGAAUAACUUCCACUAGGAAAUUCAUUCACCGCAAUCGUCAAGGCAGCUUACCACGCAUUCUUCUGUUUUUAAUCCCAUUGUAAAGAAAGUGUUUGGCGAUAAUUUGCUCUUUGGAUACGCAGCACGGAAAUAGUUGCACGGUAUACGAAUUAGUAUUGAAUUACUUAUUGAAACCGCAACGCAAGUGCAUUUCACCCAUAUAUUUUGAUACGGCAAACGAAACAGACGCAACACACAACAAAUGGCUCCAAAACGUCAUUUGGUCGUUGGCAAUAUGGAACACACCGACCAGAAAAAUACUUACCAAACUAUGAACCUCACUUACUACGACAAUUGGAUAUGGAGCAAACGGAAUCGAUCACAAGAAGUCAUGCUGGGUGACACUUUUCGAAAAGCCUAUUUCCAUCCGAACUGGAGUAAAGGGACGGCGGCUGUGCGUGGAAAUCAUGCGAUAAACAGUUGCCGACACUAUUGGGAAAUUCAUGUGUCGCAUCGUGUUUUUGGCACGAGCAUGAUGUUCGGCGUUGGAACGGCCGAUGUGCGGUUGCAGGCAAAUAAGUUUACGAACAUGUUGGGCGAAGAUGAGAAUGGAUGGGGUCUGAGUCAUAAAGGCUUACUAUGGCACGGUGGCAUUGCAUACAAAUUCACCGAUCGAUUCGUGGAGAAUGAAGCCACCGUAAUUGGUUUAUUCUUUGACGGUAUCAACGGAACACUGACCUAUUACAAAGAUGGCAAGUGUUUGGGUGUUGCUUUUCGUGGUUUGAACAAAGUUGAAAAGCCACUGUAUCCGUUCAUCAUAUCGACGGCAGCUAAAACUGAAAUGGUUGUGAGUGAAACGCGACGCGAUUUUCCCGACCUGAAAGAUCGAUGUAGAGGCGAAAUUAUGAAGCACAUCAAAAAUAAAUCAGACCUAGUCAAAUUGGAAAAAUUGUUACCCACCGUUGUACUGGAAUACUUGUCAGAAGCAUUUUAUGAUGAACGACCUCUUACUCCCGUCGAUAAUUACGAUCAAUACAAAGUUAUGGCGAAAUUAUUGAUAUUAUUCUUUGCUUUGAUGAUUGUGAUCAACACCACAUACACAGAUGGAGACGACAGCAAAGCUGUAAAAGAACUAUUGAAAAUUGUCCAAAAGCAUAACGCAGCAUUUAAGAAAGGAAAGACUUCAUUCAAAAUGAAGGUGAACCCCGCAGCCAGGAAACUCUUAGCUCUAUUAUACAAACCUAAGCAUAUAAUGAACGAAUAUCUGUCGACAAAUACCAAACAGUUUGUGAUGGAAAAAUUCCGGAAAGCACCCGCAUCCUUUGACUGGAGAGAGCAUGGUGCUGUAACAGAAGUUGGACUCCAAGGGAACUGUUCAUCAUGCUGGACAUUCGCCGUCGCGGGGGCAUUGGAAGCAUUUUAUAAAAUUAAAACUGGAAAUUUGGUUCGACUAUCGCAACAGUACCUACUCGAUUGUUCCGACUAUGCCCAAAUCGCAAAAAAAGAAGAAGAUAAAUGUAGAACAGGCAAUUUUCCACAAUUGGGAUUGGAGUUUGUACGAAAAAACGGCAUAUGUCUAGCGGAUAGUUAUCCAUACACUGCCAAGAGCGGUAAAUGCGACAAAAGCAUAGAACGCACCAAAUUUUAUGCAAUCAAAGAUAUUAAGCAGGUUAAAAAUGAUGAAGAAACAAUGAAAGAAGCACUAUAUUCGAAUGGACCAUUGGUUGCUGGCGUGUAUGCUCUUGAAAAUUCGUUCGAAUUGUACGAAGGAGGCGUAUACUACGAAGAGAACUGUUGGGAAGGAAGAAUGCAUACAGUACUCAUCGUUGGAUAUGGCCAUGAUAAACUGCAGGGAGAUUAUUGGAUAAUAAAAAACAGUUGGGGCCGAGAUUGGGGCGAAGAUGGGUAUAUGAAAUUAGCUCGAAAUAGAGACAGCCAUUGUGGCAUUUCAUUUACAGUUUACUUGGUUAAAUGAGUGUCUUGUUCGAUGAGUUUUUCUGGUAGUUUUUCCACCAAAUUUACCUCUGUAAACAGUUAGAUAGACAAAUUCAAGACCAUUCUCUCUUGUGAACUGGAUUUAUGGGA